This is a messenger RNA of Orcinus orca (killer whale), 1010 nucleotides long. It is a transcript of the gene CHCHD7, whose product is annotated as coiled-coil-helix-coiled-coil-helix domain containing 7. The record is from RefSeq and is a predicted model, not a curated record. Lineage: Eukaryota; Metazoa; Chordata; Mammalia; Artiodactyla; Delphinidae. The transcript has 4 exons. The coding region runs from base 719 to 976 and encodes 85 amino acids.
UCGGGGGGCCGGGCAGCUCGUUGGAGGUAGCGGGGCCUGGGGCUCGCCUGGCUCCAGAGUCUCCGUUCGCCUUCCCCGCCCCCUCCGCAGGGCCACCGCUACUUCCUGACCCUGCCUGCCUGCACCCAGCCGUGGGUUAAAGGCUUGAGGGCCUCGCAGGACGUGUUUAAGCUUCCCGACGGUUGCCCUGCGGUGUGGGAGGGCCGCAACCCCUGCCUGGGCAAGGACCAGCACGGGAGGGGUGGGCUGGACGGGUCAGCAGCGUUCGCGUCCCCCUUCCUUUGCAGAGCUGCUCGGAGUGGCGACCUGAACCACUGGGUGGGAAAUCAAGAAAUACUUUUUAAAGCAGUUUGCCCUUUGGAAAAGAUUUUAGGGCUAUUCCUCAAACGUGCCGUGCUUUUGCGGCCCCUCUCUCAAAUCGUUGGUUUCUUUCUGACUGUCCCUUGCAAGUAGAGCUUCGUCACGUUUGUUUGGUACCUUCAGAAACUAAGUAGAUAAGGCCUCGCUGGCGGAACACUCGAACUUGACUUCAGCCCCGCUCCUCACUGUAAACUGACAUUUCCUCUUCAUUUCCAGUUGAUACAUGAGGAUUCAUGCAAAGAAGGUGACAGUCGGAAAUCCAAACUUAGAUUGACUUGUAUUUAGAAUCCGGAAAGGAGAGGAAAUGAAAGGUGGAUAAACUCCUACAGCAGACCUGAUUCGGAAGAAGACAGGUAGGAUGCCCGUGGUAGCUGGAAGGCUGAGAGAUCCUGACAUAAAUCCUUGCUUGUUGGAAUCUGAUGCUUCUACCAGAUGUAUGGAUGAAUAUAACUAUGACAAAGAAAGGUGUUCCGCUCACUUCUUGAAGUACAAAAACUGCCGGAAGUUCUGGAAUUCUAUCAUGAUCCAGAGAAGACGGGAUGGAGUGAAGCCGUCUAUGCCUACAGCAGCAGAGAGAGACAUAAUCUUGCAAGCAAUGGGCAAGAUGCCCUAUUGAGUGUUUGCAUUAAAGUGGUUUAUUUAACUCAGAA